AUGAAUAAUUAGCAAUAAAUUAUAGCUGUCUUAACCAAAAUCAAAGAAUCCCAAUAGAAAAUCAAAGUUAAGACAUCAAAAUAUCUAAAACAAUUAGACACAUUCAAGAUGCAAUUAACUUCCUAAGAAAUUCGAUUAUAUUUAGUAGGCAAUGAGCAAUUACCAUAUGGAUUAUUGUAUUGUAUAGGAAAUAAAUCAAAAGUUGAUGGCAGUCUAAGGAAAUCUGCUUAUUAUAGUGCUGAAUUAUUUCUGAAUAUUCUAGAAAAACACCCUCAAAGAAUUGAAUUCAUUAAAGUAUUUGCAGAUCUUGAAGAUGAUGAAUACAAAUUGCUUUCAUUAUCUACUCACGUUUUGGCUGAUAAAAAGUUGUAAGAUAAAGGGCUUAUUGCUUUCAAAAUAAUUAAGUUCCUAAAGGAUGAGAGGCCUCAUUUUAAUCUUGAAUCCAUCCUUGAAAUUAAAAAACUCAAGGAAUAAUUCGAUAAUUGGUACAAGACUGUUAGAAUCUAAUAAAUUUAAGAGCAUAACAAAUAAACUUCAUGGAAAGAAUCUGAUUAGCCUCCUCCUGAGAACCUGAACUUAUAAAGAGAACAAAAUAAAAGAUAGAAGAAAUUAGAACACAUUACUUUAUAAUGGGAUGGUAAUCCUGAGUAUUUAAUUAAGACUUUCUAUAAUCCUUUCGUUCCUUAACAAAGAACUACUAAAUCUAAUAAAAAUAGAAGUGCAGCAUUAAAAAAAAAGUAAAUAGCCGAAAGUUUAAAUGCUGUUAUUGAUGUAGAAUCAGUUGAACAAAUUAAACAAUAAAAUAAGAAUUUGGAUAAAUUGAUUGUUAAAAUUCAUCUAGACUCUCCUUAAUUUGAUGCCUAGACAUUCUUAAAAAUAGUUUAGCCAUAAAUUACAAAGGAAUCUAUGACUAUGCUCUAAUAAUAAAAUAUAGAGAUGAAUAAGAAUAUCGUCUACUAUUUUAUAGAUGAUUUCUUCUGUAUUAACUAAGGCAUUUUGUAAAUUCAUAAUGAAUUCAUUUCCAAAGAAUUUAAAGAUUAAAUCAAAAGGAAAAAGUCAUUGGCAUCUAAUGAUAAGUCAGGCCAACCUAUGCAAGUUGAUCAAAUCUUAAUUCUAGGUUCUCUGUCUAAAAGAACAUUUCAAUUACUGUCUAAAUUAAAUUCUAUUUCAUAAUCAAUGAAUUAGCUAAGAAUGAGCUAAGAAAAACUGAAAUCAGUAAUUGAUUAUAUCAGGAAAUGCGAAUAAUAUGUUUAAUUGCCAAAUUAAUUAAAAGAAGCCUAUCUACAAAGAAAUAAUGCUCGAGUGAUGAAACUCAUUUCUCUAUAAAAGGAGAAUAUGAAUUAGUACAAAAAUAUAUCAUUGUUUAAAUAGUUGAAUGAAUAGAUAAAUCAAGUAAUGAAAUAAAUAUACAAUGACAUGCUUCAAUAGAUUAAGCAAGACAAUCUGGAUUACAAUUAGAUUUUAGAAAUAGCCGAAUACAUUAAUGAACUAAAUCUGACUUAGAAUAGUACUUAAGAUAUUGUUAAUAAUCUUUAGCAAUCUAUAAAGACAAGCUUCAAUGCUUACUUUAAUAAGACUUUGCAAUAGAGGGAGAAUGAAGCCUACUAAGUUGAGAUGAUCAGAGGUGAUUUUAUUAUUGAAUUCCUCUAAUAAUGUUCAUUGCCUUAAAAGGAAUUACAACUAUAAAACUGCAAAGCUUUAGAAAGUUUUGUAAGUGGCAAAUUCAGUAAACAAGUGAAAUAGUUUUAAAACUUAUGUCGAGAUCUUAAUCUGAAUCCAAAUAUGCAAAAAUUGAAGGAGGAAAUUGAGAAUAAAUUGUUAUAGUUCUUGGAUUCGACUUAAAAGUCUUGGUUUAGUUAACAAUAUAGUGCGAUAUUGUGUUAAAGAAUAAAUCAGGAUAUUGAAUCGAUUAAGAAUAUGGCAUAGAUAAUAGGAAAUCUUUUUGGAGAGACCCCAAAGAUAGAUAAUUCUAUAAAUGAUAUAGAGGUUUAGUCAUUAUCCUUGCAAUUCUCAAAUUACACAUUAAAAUAGGUAAAACCCAAUUUUGUGGUUCCUCAAAGAGACUUUUUCGGGGUGAAUUUUUCUGAAUUCAUAUUGCAGAUAUUUAACGAGAUACUUAUGAUAUCUAAGAAUAAAAAUGUAGAUGGAUAACUAUUUUUGCAAUUAGUGCAAGACAGUCUGAAUUACAUUUAAUCGAGUUGCAAGGAGGCCCAAGAUUAUCUGAUAUUUUUGCAUAAUAUAAAGUUGAUUUCUAGUCAGAUCAAAGAGUUGGCUUAGAGUGUGUAUUCAAAUUCAAAGAAACAAAAAACCUUCAAAGAAUUUGCUGAACCAAUUCAAUAAUAAAUAAAUGGAAUUUUGUCUAAGUAUUACCAGCCAUGUCUCCAGAGUUAUGUGAAGUUAUUAAACCUUGAUUAGCCUUAAGGAAUGGAUAUGAUACCAAGACCAUAUGUCAUAUAAUGGUUAACGGUGCUGAAUGAGCAGGCUGUUGUUUUGGCCUAAAUUAAUUUGGAUUAAUCGGUUACUGAUUCAAUUAUGUCAUUUAUUGUUAGUUAAUGCUUCAAGAAUAUUGAAGCAGUAUCCACACAUGCGAAGAGAGCUAAGUUCCUGGACUAAUUAAAUCAUGAGAUAAAUUUAAUUAAAAUAAUGACAUUGACUUUUUAGGGAUCUGUGUCGUAGGAAGGGUUUUAGAGAUUGCAAAGAAAGUUGGAAGAACUGAGUCAAAAUACAUUGUCAGAUACCAGUGAAUGGGCACGAACUUAAAAAUUUAAAAUGUCAUUUAAUUUUAAAGCAUUAUAUGGUUAUUAUUAACAAUAAUGA
This is a messenger RNA of Paramecium tetraurelia, 2817 nucleotides long. RefSeq lists its product as uncharacterized. The transcript has 2 exons. Lineage: Eukaryota; Ciliophora; Oligohymenophorea; Peniculida; Parameciidae. The record is from RefSeq and is a predicted model, not a curated record.